Molecule: messenger RNA, 1016 nt
Organism: Strongylocentrotus purpuratus (purple sea urchin)
Lineage: Eukaryota; Metazoa; Echinodermata; Echinoidea; Camarodonta; Strongylocentrotidae
Exons: 6
Coding region: 25-963 (312 amino acids)
Source: RefSeq, a predicted model, not a curated record
UGAUUUGAAGGAUUUGAAGGCUCUAUGGUAAUUAAAAGGAAUACCACACCUUCCGAACCUGACUUCUUCUUAGAUGGUUACGCGGUCUGCAAUAAGAUCGAAAACUCUGAACUACCACUUGAGUGUGAAUUCAGAGAGACUUGUGAGAUGGUUCCUACGGUAUCUUGCUUAGUUCCAGGUUAUCAGGGCUGUUACUCCCAUACGGCUACCGCUCCGUUCUUUUUCGAUGGUGUGCAGGCAGAUUUAGGGGAUGAGCAAGUUAAUAUCCAGACCUGUGCCAAGGCAUGCUCUAACAGUUCAUACCUAGGACUAUUCGGUCAGGACUGUAUCUGUGGAUCAGUACUGGGUGAUCGAAGUAAUGUAGGGCUUUGUGAUCUGGAAUGCCAAGGAGAUGAUCUACAGCAGUGUGGCGGAGUGAAUGCUAUCUCAGUGUAUGGUGCGGAUGUGAUCGGCCAGUGUGGUACAUCUGAACCUGUGGAACUAACUCCCAAUCAACCUUAUUAUGUAACAUCUCCGGGAUUUCCCGGUAGAUAUAUGUAUACCUCAGCCGGAUCAUGUAUCUGGACACUGGGGGUUAAUGUUAAAGCUUCCCACAACCUAGAGGUAAUGACGGCAUACGACUUCGCUGGUCUGGGCAACACGCUUAGUAUAAAUGCUAAGUAUAUCAGUAUCACCUAUAGUGGCCGGGAUGGAAAAUCUAGGAUUGUAAGAGCUCCUUAUGCAGCUUUACAAGACACUAUCACGGUCUCUUUUAGAGUCUCGAGCCCUUCUACACUAAAUGACUUCCAUAUCAAAUUCAGUCUUACACCCGACUCCAUGAACACAAAAGCUCCUGACGAACAGACAGGACCUGCUACCGCUCCAAUAAUAGAGUCAACUACUUCUAAGGCUAUGCAAGCUGUAAGCACGUCAGGUAUCUCGACUGCCGUUGGGGUGGUUACUGCUCUUGUUAUUCUGGCUUAAAAGAUUCAGUUCAUUAACUGGACACUGACUGAUGCAAUGAAAAGAAGCGAGGA